CCACUUGCAAACUUCUCGCGUUGGACCAGUAGACUUUGCGCAGCAUCUCGUCGUUCUCAAAACCAACUCUGUGAUUUUAAACGGCGGAGAUCCUCCCACUUAGAGGCGGGGAGUGGGUGUUCUCAGGGCCUCGGGAGCGCUCAUAAAACCCCACCUCUCGUUUUAGGACUGCAGCUGCAAUUGGCUAGAUGAGGAGGUACUGGAAGAGAUGUUAAGCUGGCUGCUUCCACCCAUGGCUCUGCACACACACAGGGGCGGGUUGUGCCGGGGACAGCGGGAGGCUGGGCUCCGAGGCGGCGGAGGCGGUGGAGGAGGAGAAAGCGGUGGUGGAGCCGAUGUUUCCCCAGCCUGCUUGCCUACUUCGGUGACCGAGCCGCUCCUGCUGCUGGGUUGCUGCCUGCGGCCGAAGGAUCGGUCCGAGCGAGGGCGGCUGUUGACGCCGCCGGUGGAGAUGAUGGCGGAGGGCGGCGGCGGCGGCGGCGGCGGCGGGCAGCGGCUCAAGGCGCUGUCCCUGCUAGAGGCAGCCCGCUGCCGCUAUGAAAGCCUGCAGAUUUCCGACGAUGUCUUCGGGGAAUCGGGCCAGGACAGCAGCGGCAACCCAUUUUACAGCACCACCGCGGAGUCGCGCUCUGCCUCCGAGGAGGAAGACGAGGAGGAGGAGGAGGAGGAGGAGGAGGAAGAGGGCGAAACCCCCGAGGGUGGACGCGGCCAUCGGGGCAGGACUGGAGGACGCCAAGGCUCCAAGGCGUCGGCAGCGAAAGAGCAGGAGGAAGAGCAGCAGCAAGUGCAAGGUGGCUUGGAGGCGAGUUUCCUGGGUCCCGCGGAGCAACAGCGGCGGGAGGAGGAGGAGGAGGAAGGCGAGAGGGGCUGGAGCCAGAGCCUGCGGAACACCCCGACCCCUUCUUUCAAGGAUAGCAGCGGUCCAACUCGCAAAAUGCCACCCACUGCCAGUGCCAUGGACUUUUUCCAACUCUUUGUUCCUGAUAAUGUGCUAAAGAACAUGGUGAUUCAAACCAACAUGUAUGCCAAGAAAUACCAGGAGCGGUUUGGCAGUGAUGAGGCUUGGAUGGAUGUCACUCUGAUAGAAAUCAAGGCCUUCCUUGCCUAUAUGAUAUCUACAAGCACUCACCAUUGUGAGUCGGUCCUCGGCAUCUGGAGUAGUGGUUUCUAUAGCAACAAGAGCAUCGCAUUAAUCAUGACUCAGGCAAGAUUUGAGAAGAUUCUUAAGUACUUCCAUAUUGUGGCCUUUCGUUCGAGUCAGACUACACAUGGCCUCUAUAAAAUCCAGCCCUUUCUGGACUCUCUGCAACAUAGCUUUGACUCUGCUUUCAAGCCUUCCCAAACACAGGUACUCCAUGAGCCUCUGAUUGAUGAAGAUCCAGUUUUCAUUGCCACCUGCACAGAGCGAGAAUUACGUAAGAGGAAAAAACGGAAAUUCAGUCUCUGGGUACGGCAGUGCUCAUCAACCGGGUUUAUAUGCCAGAUCUAUGCCCAUCUGAAGGAAAGCAGUGGGACUGAAGGUCUGGAUGCUUUGAAGAACAAAGCCCAGCUUCACAGCAUAGUGGCCAAGAGUCUUUGUCAGAAUGUCACGGGGAAAAACUGUAUUGUCUUCACUGGCCCCAGCAUUACCAGCCUGAACCUCUUUGAAGAAUUUGAAAAACAAGACAUUUAUUGCUGUGGAUUGCUAAGUACAAGGAAAAGUGACUGCACAGGGCUGCCUUCCUCAAUGCUAAACAACCCAGAGACCCCUCAGUCUCGCGGACAUUACAGGAUAAAAAUGAAAAGAAACAUGUCUUUGAUCUGCUGGUACAAUAAAGGCUACUUUAGAUUUUUGACCAAUGCUUAUUCUCCACUUCAACAAGGAGUUAUCAUUAAGAGGAAGAGUGGAGAGAUCCCAUGCCCUCUUGCAGUGGAAGCCUUUGCUGCUCAUCUUAGUUAUAUUUGCAAAUAUGAUGACAAAUAUAGCAAGUAUUUCAUUUCUCAUAAACCAAACAAGACCUGGCAACAAGUCUUCUGGUUUUCCAUCAGCAUUGCCAUAAACAAUGCUUACAUCCUGUACAAAAUGUCUGACGCCUAUCCUGUGAAAAAGUACAGCCGAGUACAAUUUGGUGAGAGACUCGUAAAGGAGCUGCUUGGAUUGGAAGAGCCCUCACCUGGCCAUUGAUGGAUCCUUCUUCACAGCUUAGGCUAGGAGUGGGGGGGGGGGAGAUGGAGGAAAGAAGAGGGAAAGAACCCUGGGAUGCCAAGAUGGGUAACUUACUAUUCCAUGUGACAAAAUAUUUAGGGAAGCCCUUAAGUAUGUUGGUGUCUUCCCAAUGGCCUUGUUGAUGUUCAAAGGGCCCUCAAGAGAGCACUGUAUGAAAGCUGCACAUGUGAGUGCAACACAAGCAUCGGUGAAUCAGAAGUGAAUUUAUGUUAGCUAUUGCUCAAUCUGAUUUUUCAAACAGGGUGUUAGUUGUCACACAAAUCCUUUUCCCUAUCCCUUUUCAAGAUAGAAAGGCUCAGCAGUUCCAGUUGGGCAUGUUAUUGUUUGUUUGUUUUUUAAUCAGUGCACAAUGUGUAAAGUUAUGCACUGCUGUGUGGCUGAGAAGAGGUUGCUAGAAGAGAAAUAUAUAUAUAUAUAUAUAUAUAUUAAAAAAUAUAUAUAAAAAAUCUAUUUUGCAAGCCAGUGAUUAGGCAAUGGCAAUGAAGACAGUAGACUGAAGAUUUUAUUUUGUUGCAAUGCUUUUAGAUUGUAAAAGGGGAUAUAAUUUUGACAGAAAAAUGCUUUUUUUAAUAUAAAGGAACAGUGAGAAACUGAAAAGUUUACCAAACUAAGUUCAUUGUGCUAUCAGAAGUCCAAGAUUAAUUUCAGUUAUGCCUUAACAAAAGCAUAUGAGAUUUAAUUGCAAUCAUCCUGUAUUAUUCUCCAGACCUUGAAUUUUUUUACACAAUGUGAGAAACAUAUAAAAGAUUCUCUGAGGAAUUAGUUUCUCCUUAACGGUGGCUGGAUUUGUGCUUUUUACACAAUGCUGCAUAAACGUAUAUGCCAAAUCCAGAAAUAGUUAAAGGUAAAAUUGGAGGCCCCAAACCUAAUGAUAUAUACUGGUAAGUCUAAAACCAAAUGACAUAAACAAUUUGUUGCAAGUUGAUGAGUCAUUUGUGAAAUUGCUGAGUGAGGCACAAUAUAUUUCCAAGUGUGUUAUUUCCAUUUGUCCUUUAAAAACUCUUACCCAAAACAAUUUAACAUUCUUAGAUGCUGAUAAAUAUCUAAGUACCCUAUACAUCUCCAUACUGAUGAAUGAAUGCUGCUCAUGAAGUCACUGCCAAAAAGUUAUGACAACAUUUUUUUAUUUUGCUCAGCUAACAUCAGACUUGCCAGCUAGCUUUUUCCCAAGGCAUUUACUUCAUUAUGAUUCCAUUGUUUUGGCCAUCUUGCUGCCUUGUCAUUUAUGACAAAUGAGACACUUUUCUGAAGAAAAAAAUCAUUGCAAUACUAGACAAUCAGAAUCACUUGCAUGAUAAACUUUGUUAUGAACCAGUUCCAAAGCAUUACAAAAAAAUAGUCAUGCCUCCACUUCAGCACAAAAAGUGCUGAGUAUCACAUGGUUACCAGGCGCAUGUGGGCAAGAAAAAAAAUUGCACAUAAAUUACAUUGCAGAGUUUGACUGUAGCAUUGCUUUGUGUGAUACAAUUUAAAUAUUCAGAGAUGACAUUCCCUUUUAAAGUAAGUGAUCACACAUGGAAAGAUGUGUUUAAGUCUUUUUGUAAUUAACUAUUUUCAUAAUUGUUUAAUAGUUAACAGCCCAACACAUCUGGAAGGAAAGAUUUUGGAAGGCCUCCAUAGAGCUAAUGUCAAUGUAAACAUCUUUAUGUCCUCUGUGGGUCUUAGGGGGCUCGGGGGCUGCAAAACCAGAGUUAGAUGCUCCCUAUGACAGGAGCUGAUAAGUAUAUGAGCUGAUGCAGUUUGAAUCAAUUGCAUUUUCUGAGUAUUUUUAAGGGUAGUCCCCAGUAGAGAGUGUUACAGUAAUCUAGCCAAAUGGCGACUGGGGCCUGAGUUGCUAUACCUAGACCAGGGGUAGGCAACCUUGGCUUUUUUAUGACUUGUGGACUUCAAUUCCCAGAAUUCCUGAGCCAGCCAUGAAUCAUAAAAGAGCCAAGUUUGCCUACCCCUGACCUAGACCUUCUUGGCUCAAGUCAAAUUGCAAAUGAUAUACCAGCUGAAGCUGGGCAUAGACUUCUGAGUCACUGCAUGUCAAGGAACAUAGGUGUCUGUCAUUCAGAGAUAGUUGCUGUUGCAUUUAUAGGUCUGUGAAUGUUACGUUCUGGCUAGGGGACGCUCAAAUCUCAAAGCACAGAAGACAUAGAUGGAUUGUCCAAUCAACAUGCAGGAUGUGCAUAUCCAUACAACACUUAGUUGAGAUUUCGGAGGUGUGCUCGUCAGCCUGUCUGCAACCAUCUGCAACUUACACUUACCCAUCAAUUCCUUCACUGUGUUGGUGUGUGUUGAAUCUACCAUACACACAAUUGUGGACAAGUCUAAAUCAACCUUUGCACUUAAGCAUGGCACAAACACACCCUGUGAACCUUUUUAUUUCUACCAUGCUGUCAUUUCACCUCCAGCCUAUCUACCGAGUGUUAUUCCCCCCCCCUUUUUUUCUGGAAUUGUCCAAAAAUAGCCAUCAGGUAUGUAAAAUGUGUUAGGCUUUGUUACCCAUUUCUUUGGAAGGAUGUUAGAUGACUGCAGUGACUGGAAAUAGAAGCAAAGAGGCAGGUUAGGAGUCAGUCAUACAUCCUGGUAGUUUUUUCUGCCAACUCAAGGAUGGUGGAUAGAACCAACUCACAGUGUAAGGGGGGGACACACAAUUUUGCUUCAAAAUAGUUAGCAUUUGCAAUAUAGUAUGAUACCUUUGUAUUCAAACUUUCAUUUGUUGCAUAAUGCCUGUUUAUCCAAAGCUUAGUUUAAGGUUUUCUUCCAAAAAAGAGUAAGGAUUUCAGCCAUGUUGGUUGACCAUUAAAAGCUUCCUACUCAUCUCAAAUAUACUUUAAUUAAGUACCACUCCUUAACAAGCAACUUCAUUGCAUUUAACACAACAUGCUUCUUAUAGAAUUAGCUAGUCUUGGUGAAUUAUUUUUUGUGGUGAAAAAAUCUUCCCAUAUAUAAAAGUUUGAAUUAACAUAGAUCAGCUUUCCUCAACUUUAGCAUAGUUAGAGGGCAUGGACAAGUAUUCUUCUUGAGAAAGGCUGAUCCAGAUGUGUUUCAACAUCCUGAAUUCUUGAGGUCUUUAAUCUUCAUUACUUUGUUUUACCAAUUAUGCCUAUAUUUCCUUAAACAUUUUUUGUUAGGACUAGCAAUAUCAGCAAGAGGGAUUGUCUCCCAUAUUCAGUUGGCUAUAUAAGAUAAUACUGGUAAUAUUUCAUUCUUAAAAAUGUGAAAUUGUAUUAUAGUCUUCCUUGUACUUUUCUUGAAAUUUAGAAUUUCUAUAGAAGGAUCUCUAAGCAUACCAAUUUCCUCCCAAUUUCUCACUGAUGCUUAAGAGCAUUGUUCAUCUUACAAGACUUGUAGACUACUCUUAAGAGUUCUCCUGUCAGGAUAUAGUGCCCUGAUACUAACAGCAGACUAUACAAGUAUUCAAGGUGAGGAUGUAUUCAUAUAUAUGACAAUGAACUUGGGGAAUUGAGUUAUGCAUUCAUCUGUGUAAAGACCAUCCAGAUAAAGACAGGUAUAGUGGUGGACAGAAAGCGUUUCAAAAGUGCUUUUUCAAAAGGCAAUUUGGACUUGUUUUUUCCUUGAGGAAGAUGUUUCGCUUCUUAUCCAAAAAGCUUCUUCAGUUCUGACUGAA
Messenger RNA from Crotalus tigris (Tiger rattlesnake), 5822 nucleotides. RefSeq names its product piggyBac transposable element derived 5 (gene PGBD5). Gene Ontology annotation, molecular function: transposase activity. Gene Ontology annotation, cellular component: nucleus. NCBI's taxonomy places the organism in Eukaryota, Metazoa, Chordata, Lepidosauria, Squamata, Viperidae. Gene Ontology annotation, biological process: non-replicative DNA transposition. The record is from RefSeq and is a predicted model, not a curated record. Bases 209 to 2164 code for a protein of 651 amino acids. The transcript has 7 exons.